Molecule: messenger RNA, 357 nt
Organism: Cladocopium goreaui
Lineage: Eukaryota; Dinophyceae; Suessiales; Symbiodiniaceae
Source: the annotation of a GenBank genome assembly
AUGGGUAAGUCUUGUCGAACCAUUGCCAAAAAGGCAUCUCGGCAGAGUAUGCAACAGAUGGCACCCAUGACCAGUCGACCAAAGGGAGGCUAUCGCAACAAGCAGAAAUCGACCAUCCUUUGUGGCUUACGUGCUUUGGGGGCUCCUGCAGUGAUAGCCUUCAUAGUUGCUUUGAUCUUUGCCCAGAAGGAUCUUCCUUUCAGCAGUGGUGGAGCCUUAGAUCACUUGGAGUGCUUCUGCGGCGAACAAUCGGUCACACUCGGGGAGCUGGAGGAAUCAGUCUGGGUCCAGUGUCAAAAGAAAAGGGUGCCCAUAGAUGGGUUCUGGAAAUGGGAGAUUAGCUACCGUGCCAUGUAA